AUGUACGCUGCUGUGGACGCAGUUUCCAGGGCUAAGGGUCGCAAAUGCUCUAGUCAGGAACUGGAGGACCGGGACCAUGGGCGGGACCUGCAGUCUGGUGCAUCUCUUGCUUCAAGAUUUGCCCAUUUCCAAAUUUCGGGAGCCAAGUUCUAG
Molecule: messenger RNA, 153 nt
Organism: Colletotrichum costaricense
Lineage: Eukaryota; Fungi; Ascomycota; Sordariomycetes; Glomerellales; Glomerellaceae
Exons: 1
Coding region: 1-153 (50 amino acids)
Source: RefSeq, a predicted model, not a curated record